Phascolarctos cinereus (koala) is the source of this 3764-nucleotide messenger RNA. It is a transcript of the gene PPP4R4, whose product is annotated as protein phosphatase 4 regulatory subunit 4. Gene Ontology annotation, cellular component: cytosol; protein serine/threonine phosphatase complex. The record is from RefSeq and is a predicted model, not a curated record. Lineage: Eukaryota; Metazoa; Chordata; Mammalia; Diprotodontia; Phascolarctidae. Gene Ontology annotation, molecular function: protein binding; protein phosphatase regulator activity.
UCCUCCCCUUCUCACUUUCAGGGGGAGGGGGGAGCCUGGGGCGGGGAAAAAAGGAAAAAAAAAAAAGUACGGGCUGGUGUCCCGGCCGCCGGGCUGGGCCCGUGAUCCCCUGGGGCAGGUCCGACCCGGCGGCGGCGGCGGCUCUGAGUCCCGAGGAGGGCGGCAGCGGCGGCGGCGGUCGAGGAGGAGGCGGCGGUCCGCGGUACAUGCCUCCAUUGCCGCUGUCCGCGGAGAUGGAUUUCAGUCAGAACAGCCUGUUCGGCUACAUCGAGGACCUGCAGGAGCUCACCAUCAUCGAGAGGCCGGUGCGUCGGAGCCUCAAGACACCAGAAGAAAUAGAAAGACUAACAGUUGAUGAAGAACUCAAUGAUAUUGAAAGGGCUGUUUAUCUGCUCAGUUCUGGUCAAGAUGUCCAAGGAACAAGUGUGGUUGCAAAUCUCCCCUUCCUGAUGCGACAGAACCCUGCAGAGACACUUCGAAGGGUUUUACCUAAAGUCAGAGAAGUCCUGCAUGUUGCAGGGGUGGAAAUGCAAUUAACUGCUGCGGCUUCAUUUUUGACCAUCCUACAAGAGGAAUCAGUGUCAAUUCAAACUUACUCCCAUUCAUUCCUACAUAUCAUUCUACAGCAUGUGGAGCACAGGGAUGCAGGUGUCAGUAAUGCAUGGCUGGAAACUCUUCUAUCAAUAAUAGAAGCUCUGCCCAAAGAAACCUUAAGACAUGAAAUUUUGAAUCCACUUGUUUCCAAGGCACAGCUCUCCCAAACACUCCAGUCUCGUUUAGUUAGCUGUAAACUUUUAGGAAAAUUGGCCAACAAAUUUGAAGCCCAUAUCAUUAAAAGAGAAAUACUUCCUCUGGUGAAAUCCCUCUGCCAAGAUGUAGAAUAUGAAGUUCGAUCUUGUAUGUGUCGACAGUUAGACAUCAUAGCUCAGGGUAUAGGGACAGAACUAACCAAAAGCAUCGUGCUUCCUGAGUUAAUAGAGCUAGCUAGAGAUGAGAGCAGCAGUGUACGGCUUGCAGCAUUUGAAACUUUAGUUAAUCUGCUUGAAAUGUUUGAUGCAGAUGACAGAAGUCAAACUAUACUUCCUUUAGUAAAAUCAUUUUGCGAAAAAUCUUUCAAAGCAGAUGAAACGAUUCUUCUUUCUUUAUCUUUACAUUUAGGGAAACUAUGCCACGGAUUGUAUGGAAUUUUGACUCCAGAUCAGCACUUGAGAUUCUUGGAGUUUUAUAAGAAACUCUGCACAUUGGGUUUACAACAGGAAAAUGGGCAUAAUGAUAAUCAGGUUCCACCCCCAAAUCAAGAGCAGGAAAAGAGAUAUGCGUCAGUGAGAAAGAACUGUGCUUACAACUUUCCAGCCAUGAUUGUUUUUGUGGAUCCUAAGAACUUUCAUAUGGAACUUUAUUCUACAUUCUUCUGCCUUUGUCAUGAUCCUGAAGUGCCAGUCAGACACACUAUUGCUAUUUGCUUCUAUGAAGUUUCUAAGCUUCUUAGUUCUGGAGUAUAUUUAAUAUAUAAAGAACUAAUUGCACUAUUACAGGAUGAAUCACUGGAGGUCUUAGAUGCACUUGUAGAUCAUCUUCCAGAAACUCUAGAACUUUUGACUACUGGUGGUGAAAGCAGUGUUCAAGAAAGCAAGUUAUUGGCUGUACCUGACUUGAUUCCAGCUCUGACAGCAGCAGAACAGCGAGCAGCAGGCUCCUUAAAAUGGAGAACUCACGAAAAGAUACUGCAAAAAUAUGCCUGCUUGCCUCAUAUCAUAUCAAGUGAUCAGAUUUAUUAUCGAUUUUUACACAGAAUGUUCACAAUCAUGAUAACAAAUAAUGUCUUACCAGUACAAAAGGCAGCAUCUCGAACUCUUUGCAUUUUCCUACGGUAUAAUCGUAAACAAGAACAGAGACAUGAGAUCAUUCAGAAACUAAUCGAACAACUGGGCCAAGGAAAAAGCUACUGGUAUAGACUUCGGUUUUUGGACACCUGUGAAUUUAUUAUUGAGCUCUUUUCCAAAUCAUUUUUCUGUAAAUAUUUCUUUCUACCUGCUCUUGAGUUGACACAUGACCCAGUAGCGAAUGUGAGAAUGAAACUCUGCUACCUUUUGCCCAAAGUGAAAUCUACUCUGAAGAUUCCUGCGGACAAGCAUUUACUUCAGCAGUUAGAAUUGUGUGUAAGAAAACUCCUCUGUCAAGAAAAAGAUAAAGAUGUUCUGGCUAUUGUAAAACGAACUGUGUUAGAGUUGGACAGAAUGGAAAUGUCUAUGGAUGCUUUUCAGAAAAGGUUUUACGAAAAAGAUUCAUUGGAUCAGGAGAAAGAAAGAGAAGAACUCCUUCUUUUGGAAAUGGAGCAACUAGAAAAAGAGAAGCAGCAGAAUGAGGGAAGACAAAAUAGUGAUAAAGUCUUUGAAAAGAAACAACGUAGAGACAGUAAAACAUCAGCUGUUCUGCCGAAAACCAUUCCUAUGAGUGUUGCGGGAUCAUCUUCAUGCACCCCAUCAACAAGCAAAGAAGUCAAGAAAUCCAAAUUGGUAAGAAGCCAGUCCUUCAGUAGUCAAGCUCUUCACCCUAAAUAUGGCAACUUAGAAAAGUGUACUGGUAAAAAUUCUACAACAGUAUAUGCAACUUCUGUCUCAGGGACUGGAAAAUCUGUGCUUUCAUAUACUGAUGAUUCAUUCCGGACCCGCAAUUCCAGUGAAAAUCUAGAAAAUCAAAUCCUUAGAUCACCUGAUAGACAAGGAAGAAAACCAAAGACAACCGGAGGUAAUGGGAUGGCUCGCAGAAGCAGGAGUGACAGCUGGGACUUUUUAUGAAUGAAUUGGAGAGACUUCAUUGCAUCUGAUAUCAUUAAGCCUCCAUAUUUGAAAUUAGAUUCCCUGGGUUGCAUAGUAUAUAUUUCUAUAAAUAAUGUAUUGGUUGCAGAAUUCCGAUGUUAUAGUGAAAUGUCGAAAUGCAACUUUAGGUAUAUGCUUUAACUACUGCCGCGAGAGAGACAUUUACGCCUUUGUAGUGCAGGAUACCAGUGUCAUCUAUUAAUUGUUCUCAGUUACAGUUUUAGCAUUUUAGCAAAUUGCUAUGAACUCACAAUCAGUUAAAAUUGUCCUGGCUAUAUUAUCUAUUUGGGAAAUUAAUAGUAUAUUCAUAAAUAAUCUUCAAGUCCAUUGGAAAUUAAAUACUGAAGAAUGUAUAAUUUCCUGCAAGAUGGACAGUCCUAAGGUUGUGCUGACAUAAAUUUGUACCUGGAUACCCCCAAAUUCAAAUUUGGCAAUGAAAAUUCUUAAAGGUUUCCAGUAAUUUUUAGGAGCAAAUACCUCCAAAUAAUUGGUUAAUGAUUUUCUUUAUUUCAUGGGACAAUUUCUUUUAUAAAUACUUUGUUUAAAUUUUAGAUUGUAUUUUUUCUCCUUACUUAAUUUUAAAAUGAUGAAUCCAGUUUUUAAUUAGCUAUUAUUCCAAGCUAUCAUGCUUUAGCUAUGUCAACAGCAUUUAUUUGUACUAAUGCUAAUAUUUCCAUCAAAAUUUGCCUGCAGAGCACAUAUAGUUCUAUUUUAAAAUGCCAAUACUUGAGAUACAUUGUAUGAAGCUAUUGUCAGCUUCUCUAUUUCAAAAUGCAAUCAGCAUAUAACUAUAUUGAUAUCAGAUAAUAUUUGUUUUUUUAAUAUAUUGAUGUAUGAUAAAGAUUAAUUAAUUUGUGAAUGCAUAUGUGCGUGUGGUUACUUUUUAUAAUGUGAAAUAAUGAAUUAUGAAUUUAUUAAAAAUAAAACAUAGGCUAAUGCAGUACC